This is a messenger RNA of Peromyscus eremicus (cactus mouse), 3864 nucleotides long. RefSeq names its product zinc finger protein 271-like. The transcript is spliced from 2 exons. Gene Ontology annotation, molecular function: RNA polymerase II cis-regulatory region sequence-specific DNA binding; DNA-binding transcription factor activity, RNA polymerase II-specific. Bases 1 to 1863 code for a protein of 620 amino acids. The record is from RefSeq and is a predicted model, not a curated record. Gene Ontology annotation, biological process: regulation of transcription by RNA polymerase II. Lineage: Eukaryota; Metazoa; Chordata; Mammalia; Rodentia; Cricetidae.
AUGCCUUUGGUAGCCAGAAAGCAAGUUGAAAAUGAGCUGGAAGCGUCCUUACUACGGCUAGCUUCCAUGGUGCCUGGAGGUGCUGUGAAACCUGGAGAUGAAGGCUCAAGGCCUCACUUGGCUGUGAACCUCCAAACCACAGUGCUAAUUGCCAAGCAGGAUGGGGCCACUGAUGGUGAGACUAAGAUCAAGAUUGGAGAGCCAGCUUCAGAGGAGGAGAUGACAGGAAACAUUGAAACGCUGACUGAAGAAUCUGGCAGCCUCCAGGAGGAUGCUCUCCAGAAUUCCAAAGGCAAAGAAUUCUGGGAAUUGGGGGAUGAAUUGAAUGACCAGAACCUCUUAAAAAGAAGACAGUAUAACUGUAAUGAAUGUGGCCAAAGCUUUGCUUGGAAUACAGGUCUUGUUAGGCACCAGAGAAUUCACUGGGAGAAAGCUUAUGAAUGUGAUGAGUGUGGGAAGGCCUUUCGUGUAAGUUCAGCCCUGGUUCUGCAUCAGAGGAUUCAUACUGGAGAGAAACCCUACCCUUGUAAUUGGUGUAUUAAAAGUUUUAGUCGGAGCUCAGACCUUAUUAAACAUCAAAGAAUCCACACUGGUGAAAAACCUUACAAAUGUGAUGCAUGUGGGAAAGCCUUCAGUCAGAGCUCAGAUCUUAUUAUACAUCAGAGAAUCCAUACAGGAGAAAAACCCUAUCAAUGCAGUCAUUGUGGUAAAAGUUUUAGCCAGCGCUCAGACAUGGUUAAACAUCAGAGAACCCACACUGGGGAGAAGCCUUAUAUAUGUAACCAGUGUAACAAACAUUUCAGUCAGAGUUCUGAUCUUACAAAACAUCAAAGAAUCCACACUGGGGAGAAGCCGUAUAAGUGUGACGUGUGUGGGAAAGCCUUCAGUCAGAGCUCCGAUCUUACUCUACACCAGAGAAUCCAUACUGGGGAGAAGCCAUAUUCAUGUGGUCAGUGUAACAAAAGUUUUAGUCAGAGUUCAGACCUUACUAAACACAGAAGGGUUCACACUGGAGAGAAACCAUAUAAAUGCAAUGAAUGUGGAAAGGCUUUUAAUCAGAGCUCAGUUCUUAUUCUGCAUCAAAGAAUUCAUACUGGAGAGAAACCCUAUCUAUGUAAUCAGUGUAUCAAAACCUUCAGUAGGCUUUCAGAUCUUAUUAAUCAUCAACGAAUUCACACUGGAGAGAAGCCUUACCCAUGUAGUCAGUGUAGUAAAAUGUUUAGUAGAAGGUCAGAUCUUAUUAAACAUUAUAGAACUCAUACUGGGGAGAAACCCUAUGAAUGUGAUGAAUGUGGUAAAACUUUUAGUCAGAGUUCCAACCUUAUUCUCCACCAGAGAAUCCACACUGGAGAAAAACCAUAUCCUUGCAGUGGUUGUUCUAAAAGUUUUAGUCGCCGUUCAGAUCUCGUAAAGCAUCAAAGAAUACAUACUGGAGAAAAACCAUAUACAUGUAAUCUGUGCAAUAAAAGUUUUAGUCAAAGUUCAGAUCUCACUAAACAUCAGAGAAUACAUUGUGGUGACAAGCCCUACCACUGUGACAGCUGUGACAAAGCCUUCAGUCAGAGUUCUGACCUUAUCCUUCACCAUAGAAUCCACACGGGAGAAAAACCAUAUGCAUGUACACAGUGCACUAGAAGUUUCAGUCAGAAUUCAGACCUUACUAAACACCAGAGAAUCCACACUGGAGAGAAACCUUAUAAAUGUAAUGUGUGUGGGAAGGCUUUCAGUCAGUGCUCAGCUCUAACCCUUCAUCAGAGAAUCCAUACUGGAGAGAAACCAUACCCAUGUGUUCAAUGUGGCAAAAGCUUUAGUAGGCGCUCUGAUCUCAUUAACCAUCAAAGAAUCCACACUGGUGAAAAAUGAUACUUGUGGGAAACCCUUCAGCACUGUGACCAUUGUUACUGAACAUCCGAGGAUGCAGAGAGAAGAGAAGCUCUACCCUCAUGGUCAGGGUAGCAGAUGUUUUAACAAACCUGAUCUUGGUACUUUAAGAAAAUCCAUCCUAGCCAGGUGGUGAUAGUGCAUGCCUUUAAUCUCAGCACUUGAGAGGCAAAGUCAGGAGGAUUUCUGAGUUCGAGGCUAGCCAGAUCUACAGAGCAAGCUCCAGGACAACAAGGGCUACACAGAGAAACCCUGCCUGGGAGGGGAAAAAAAAGAAAUAUGAAGGAAGGAAAAGAAAGGGAGAAAGAAAGAAAAAGGAAAGAUCCAUUCUGAGGAGGAAGACUGCAUAAAUGUGAUAAAUGUGGGAAAACCUGGAGUGCACAAAUUCUGGUACCAUACUAGAACAAAAAUCUUACCAAUGCUAUAAUGACCAUGAAAAAGGUUUUAAUCAAUGUCCAACCCAUGCUCCAUUCAAAAAGUACUGGAAAAACGAAUUUUAUAAGAAUUUAACUUUGAGCUCAGAAUUACUAAUAUUAAGAAAAUUCUAAGGGGCUCUGGGAGUUGUGUGAAAACCUUCAUUGUUCAUAAUUUUUAAAAAAGUGAAUCAGUAGACAAAAAAUAGAAACUCUUACCUUUGCUAUAACCUAAGAAAAAUCUUUCAUUGAGUCAAUUCACAGAGAUAUCAUUAUAAAAAUGUAAGGCAUUAAUGCAGAACUUACCAUUUUUAAAAAAUCAAUAUGGAAAGUCUCAAUCAAAAUUCGGAGGGAAAUGAUUCAUAUAUAUCGUAGAAGCCCAAACUUUUACUCAGUCUCAAUUACCAACUGCAUAUCAGAAGUCAUUUCAGAGAACGUAGGGAAACCUUAAAUCCUGUAAUUAAAAUGAUAUUAAUACUGACAUCACACAUAUCCUCUAAAAGAUGGAGAGUUGUGUCCAAUGCUCAAGCCGAGUGUCUAUAAAUUCCCUGUGUAACCCCGUGUCCCUUUGUUGCAGUAAUUUGUUGGUGGUGGUCUAGUCUGGGUUUUCCUGGUGAGCAUGCGUCCCUGUGGCAGACACAGCAAUGCUAGUUUAACUUUCAGUAAUGCAGACCAAAAUUUUAUUGGUCUGAAAUCACUUCACAGCCUCUGAACACAUGAAAAAAUUAUUUUAAUGAAUAAUGUGACUAUUUUACCACCAAUUGAACAAAAAUGGAACUGUGGUAUUGUGGUACUGUAAAUACAGUAGUUCCAUGGUAUCCAUGGGGAUAUGUCCCAAGGCAUAGAACUUUGUCAAUCAGCUGAUAGUCUUGCUAAAUUCUGAUAGACUACAAAUAGGCAAAGUGCAUCACCUUUUGUGUUAGUAAUAGUAAUUAACAGCUCCAAACUCUGAGUGUCCGUGACUCGGAUCCUAGUGAUAGUGUCUUCGCUGCUCUUCUCACAGCCAGAACUAUCAGAUACCAGCAGUUCCUGCAAUUUUUGUAACAAAUGGAGCUAGACGUUCCCAGCCCUGGUUACCAGCCAUUCUCGGUGGUAACAGUUCUAAGGAAACCAGCCAGCCUGCUGCACCCCAGAAUCAUAAAUGUGCAAAACCAUCCAGCAGAGAUGCUAUUGGUACUUACGCCACAGCGAUGCAUGGCUGACGCGGAUGAGAGGAGCGGCAGAUUGCGUAGGCAAAAGGAGUGGACUCCCAUAUGUUCAUGGUGUCCCGUUGAGGAGCUGCAGGCUUUAUGCAAUUGUGGUUUGUGAGCAGGGGAGGGGCCCUUUGUGGAUAUGGAGACAACUGAAGCAGCUAAAGAGUGGCAGCAGCAGCUGGUACAAACAUGCUGUACAGCCAGAGCAAAAGUCUCUCGCUGUGGUGGCUGUGCAUUUCGGAAGACACGGGCCCUCCGUGUCACGUGGUCAGCACUGCAUCCCUAACGCCAUUCCGUUGCUUUAGCGCUUACUGCACACAUGUCUAUUAUUUGCAUUUUGAGAUGUCAGAAUAAUAAUAAAUUUUCCCUUCACAAUU